Molecule: messenger RNA, 7858 nt
Organism: Aplysia californica (California sea hare)
Lineage: Eukaryota; Metazoa; Mollusca; Gastropoda; Aplysiida; Aplysiidae
Biological process (GO): regulation of DNA-templated transcription; signal transduction
Cellular component (GO): nucleus
Molecular function (GO): protein binding
Source: RefSeq, a predicted model, not a curated record
AUGAGAUGGGGUGAGAUGAGGCGAGGCGAGGUGAGGCGAGGUGAGGCGAGUGACGACAUCGCCCGUAAGUCUUGCCCUGUUGUUCCUCUCAGCCAGGGGGAAAAGCUGGAUCUGGCAGGUCAGCAGGAGUUCUCCAAUGCCAGACGUCUGUACGAUGCCUUGACCAACUUGACCCUGACCUCUCUGGAGGUCAACGUGGACAAAGGGAAGCAAAACUGCCAGAAACUUCUAGAAGCCAUCGGGGCCAGCGUUCAGAAGAUGACCAAUAUCACGGAGGUCACCUACAGUAAAGAAAUUUAUGAAUGGGCCGUGAACUUCAACAACAAGAUGCCCAAAGACUUGGCCACAGGAAUCCACACUUUGGAGAAAGCCGCAAAAGUCGUGUCCGACUCCUCAAAACUCAAACUGAAGCUUCAGUCUUAUGGUGGUGUCAAGUUCCUCGCUAGUGUUGGAAAAUUGUUCUCGUGGACAACUUUGAACGGAGAGACUCGUGUGGCCAAUCUCAGCUGGCUUCUGCAGUGCCUGAAUGUGUUGUUCACCAGCAGUCAGGGGUCGGAGGUGAACAAUGGGAAGGAUCCUGUUCUAGGGGACGCAACCCCGGUCACAACCCAUGAACUGCUGAAGGAGGAAGUGGCGAAGAGGAAACUGGACUGGACGCAGUUUGAGCAAGUGCUGACUGAGUUCGAGGAGCUAUUCGUGGUUCGCCCUCAUGUCGUGACCCCCUUCAACAACCUUCUCCCAGCACCUUCAAUGUCCGCUAAAAUAUUUUAUGAAUUCGACAAAGAUUCGAAAGAAGACGGCAUCCACGUGAGUUACAGUUUUGCCCUCAACGAGAACGUAACGACGGGCCUCCUGCACCGAAUUCUCUUGCGCUGCCUGCAGCUCCACCGACCCACCCACCUGUGGAGGAACGGGGCCAUCAUCAAUGACAGCAUCGUGGCCGUAAUGGUCGGACACCUGGCGGCCCAAAAAGAAGACGAGGACUACUGUAACAGCAAGAUCAUCAACCUGUCCGCGUACAUGAUGGCUCCACUCUCCUCUGACGCGUCGGACGUUGGACCAAAUGCUUUCCUGUUGUGGAGCACGAUCGAGAAGUAUCGGUCUGUGGUUCUCCACGCUCUCUUUGAGGCCGGCCUCGUCUGGGAGGAAAUUUGCCGAGCCUCGACAGAGAUCUUCCCCGCACCGAGCCAUGCAUUCCGUCCUGGAACCUUCUUUCUUCAACGCUGAAGUGGUGAAAAGUAAGGAGUUUGAGGGCUUUGUGCAGGGGUCGCUGUUAGAGCUGUCAGGUCCGUGCCACGUGAAGAUAAAAGCCGUCCUUGACCCGCUCGGCAGCCGUAAGUGCUCGGUGACCUUGGUGCAGGGGAACGUGCGACUUCUCAAGAUCCUCUUCCAAUCUUCAAAGGAGAAUUCAGUCUGCAUCGACCUGGCAAACAAAAAGAUCACAAGUUCCAUGGAUGGGAACACCACCUCGGACCCGAUCUCUGACAUUUUUGGAACCAGCACCUACGGAGGAGUGAUCCUUACGGCGUUGCUUCGAGGGCAGGAGUCGCUGUUUUUGGACAUCUACAUGGGGCCCAAGCUGUUGGCUUCUGUACCUGUCCCGUUUAACAAGUACCAUCUGGCUAUUGACGCUAAAGAUUUGAGCGCUGAGAAUAAUGCUGCUACUCUCACAGUGCAUGGGAACACGUUUAAGGGAUCUGACCCGGUGCUUGCUACAGGCAUGAGGCUUGAGGCCCUGGAUAGACUCACUCCCAACCUUGUCUGUGUGGCCACCAUUUUGGAAAUUGAUGAGGCAGCGGACCAGAUCUUGAUCCACUUUGAUGGCUGGACAGACAGGUAUGACUACUGGACCAACUUUGAAAGUGCUGACUUGCAUCCCCUGGGCUACAUGUACCAUAAUGGGAAGCGGCUGGCGAAGGAGAAAAGGAAGAAUUCCUCUCUACAGCCACCGAACAAUUACAGGAAAACGUUUGACUGGUUGACCUACUUACAAGAAGUGGGAGCUCCGCCAGUGCCUUUUGAACUGUUCAGUGAGGAACAAAAGGAGGGCACACAAGAGACGGAGACUUCUCGAGUGGAGAGCGGACUGAGCCCCGACAUCGUAGAGUCGUCUGUCGGCUCCUGUCUGCGAGGGGCCUUCAAAUCUCUGCGUAUUGAGCAAUCAGCAAAGACAACUUUAGCUAAGGUGGAGACAGACAUGCAGAAGCUUGACUCUCUUGUGACAGAGGUCCUUGGGACGGAUUCAAAGUUAUGGUUCUGCUUCUUCCCUGAAAACCUCUCCAUUGACACAUUGAGGUUCUUGGAAAUGAAAUCUAUUUUUUCAUCCAAGGCGCAGCACGUCCAUUUCUUGUGUCAGGGUCAAGCUUAUGACUUCCAUCUUGUGAACCACAAGGGGGUCAAGAUGUCCUCAGCAGACCUGCUGGAGUGGUCGCCAUACCUGCUAUAUUGUUACACUGUGCUGCUGAGGCAGAAGGUGACUGUGCCCAGUGAUGUGUCUGCUCUGUGCCCUGGAGCAGAAGCCUUGGUCAAAGAUAAGAUGUUUGUGCUUGAGCAAGGGAUGAAGAGAUUGUACAAUCUGUACCUGCAGCACUGUGUCUUCAUCACCACCAACCGCUCCAGCAAACAGAAGAAUCCAACGCCAGAGCAGGUUGGGAAGAUCACCGAGCUCCUCCAGACCUCGCUCGAAUCGGCCAGCGACGGCCUUGGUCAGCAGCUGAGUAUCUCACAGGGUACGACCGAGGUCAUGUGUCAAGGUCACCGAAUGGCCUUCUCUCAGAACUCGGGGAUCCAAGAACUCUCGAUCGAUAAGUUCAAUGGUCUUGCCCCAAAUAUCUACUCCCUUCAUCUGGAGAGCAACCCACUGACCUCUCUGCCCGGGGACUUGUUUGACCAUUUCCUCAACCUCACACAGCUCUGGCUCAAUGGAUGCAAAAUUUCAGAAUUGCCAUCUCUGGGGGAAAAUUCCUGUCUGGAAGAGUUGCAUGUGAACAAUAACCAGCUGUCUGGUUUCCCGGAUGACAUAAAACAGCUCAGCUCUCUGAAGAUUUUGGAUGUUUCGAGCAACCCUCUGGAAGUUCUCCCAAAAGUUGUUUCCUCGCUGACCUCCCUUACAAAGCUGUUAGCGGACAACGUGGGUACUGUCGACCUUGAACUUGUGUGCCCUCUGACCAGCCUGGAAAAGCUGAGCGUGUCCCACAAUCUGAUCGAGUUCAUUCCGCCCAAGCUCUCGGCCCUGCCUCUCACAGUCUUCUACAUGGCCGGUCUGCCUCUGAUGCCGUCCAACUUUUCCUUCUCCGCGGCUGGCGUCAACUCUUUCCUGGACCAGUACACGGUGUACCGCCGGCUCACCACUCAGGAGAGACAGGAGAUGAUUGAGAAAGCAGAGAACCUUGGGGAGAAAUCUGGCAACUCUGCCAAAAUCGCCAAUAUCAACCAGACUCUCUUCGAUCGCUACCCAAGGCUUGGCAAAAUGGAGAAACAUAAAGGAACUGGCAUCCCAGAGCCUAUCUUCCAGAUCACGACCCUGCAGAAGCUAAAUCUGUCGUACCACGCGUUCACGGUGGUGGCUGAGAUGGUUCAGGAGCUGAAAAACCUGGAGAACCUGAACGUGAUGAACAACCCACUCCUGGAGUCGGUCAGUGCUGAGGUGGCCAAACUGCCUCUCAAAGAAAUUCAUCUCCGUGACUGCGCCAGCUUGAAAACUCCUCCCAAGGAGGUUGUGCGCCGAGGCUUCAUAGCAGUGUUUGGCUACCUGAAACGUCUGCUGCAAGGAUCUGUCCCGUGCAAGCGCACCAAGCUCAUGAUGGUGGGGCUCGGAGGAGCUGGAAAAACCAGUUUGGUGAGGGCCUUAACCAACAAAUCGUUCCGAGCGUACCAGGACUACGGCGAACAGAUCACGGACGGCAUCGACAUCACCGAGUGGAAGAUCAGCUCCAAGGAGGUGGACCUCAAGGGGGAGGUAACUGACGACAGUGACGAGCCUCUCCACUUCAGCGUCUGGGACUUUGCCGGCCAGACGGUUUACUACAACACGCAUCAGUUUUUCUUGUCAAAUCGAGCGGUGUAUCUACUGUUGUGGAACAUCCGAUUGGGAUUCGAACACGCUGGCUUAGACUUUUGGCUUAGCUCUGUGGCGUGUCAUGCCCCGAAGGCUCCGAUCCUUGUCGUUGGAACACAUUGUGAUAAGGUUGAGCGGGGCAAGCUGCCCAUGGAAGAGCUGAAGAGACGGUUCCCCCAGAUUGUUGGCUUCCACUUCGUGAGCUCGUACAGUGGAGAGGGAAUCAAAGACCUCCGCAACGACCUCAUGGUGUCCGCCCUCAAGCAGAAGUAUAUGGGGGAAAAAAUUCCUGAGGCUUGGCUCUCCUUGGAGAGGAAACUGGACAAACUCCGCGCUGACAAGGACAAGGCUCUUCUUCCUUGGGAGGAAGUGGACCAGGUCGCAAACGCUGCGGGCAUCUUCGACCAAUCAGAGUUGGUACAGGCCAUCCAGUUCCUGCAUGACCUGGGCUCGGUGCAGUUUUUCAACACCAACUUCCUGCGCUCGCACGUGGUGAUUGUGCCACAGUGGAUCGUGGAUGUGAUGGCGUGUAUCGUCACGGUCCACGAGGGGCCGGUCAAGGAAGGAAAGCUGCUGUACUCAGACAUGAAAAACGUGUGGUCGGACUACGAGGAGUCCCUUCACCCGUGGCUGCUGCGACUGACCGAAGAGUUUGACCUGACCUUCCCGCUGAUGAGUGAGGAAGCCAACGUUGUUCCGUGCCUGCUGCCCAACACAGAGCCGCAGUAUGACUUUGCUGCCUUGGACAAAGAGAAAGGAGAAAGAGAGGCGCGGCUGAUCUACAAGUUUGACUAUCUCCCCGCUGGGUUGUUCAACAGAGCACAGACACGCCUGCAUCAGUUCAGCGACAGUUCUGUCAUGUGGAAGAAAGGCUUCAUGCUCAAAAAGAACAACCACCGUGCCCUUCUAUUGCAAAUCAGUGCGACAGAGGUGAUUGUCACAGCCCGGGGGUUCAAACCCGAGAACACGCUGUUCUUGGUGCACGAGGUGUUUGAGACCCUCAUCGCCGACUCGUACAGUGGCGUCUCUUACGACUUCUCGCUGCCGUGUCUCGAGUGCAUGUCGGAGUUUAUCCUGGAGCCCUGCAUGUUUACCGCGUCCAAAGUGAAACGAGCUUUGGACAUGAAGGCACCAUUUUUACAGUGUGAUCAAAACUUUCACAUUGUUUCCAUCCCAGAGAUUCAGGCUGUCAUGCCGCCAGCAUCUAGCGCAGACUUUGACGAACACUUGGGUCGCAGCGUGAGAGAGCUGCACGACCUUGGGGGAGAGGUCAUGGCCAAAGUCCACCUCAUCUAUUCUCGGCGCAACGUUCCUGACCUGACCAAUGAGGGCAAGGUCAUGAACCCCUUGCAGAUCUUGGAGGAUCUCAGAGGGGCUGGGUAUAAUGUGUCUUACUGUGACGAUCCUGAGACCACCAACCAAGAGUCACAAACGAUGGUGAUCAAGGCAGCUCAGGCUGUGGUCUUCUGCAUAUCGGAUGAGUAUGUGGAGUCGGAACAAGCUCGUAAUCUCAUCAUUUACACCAAGCAGACGCUGAGGAAGAACAUUCUUCUCAUUGCCAUCGGGAAAACUCUGAACUGGAUGAAAACCGACAUCAAUCUGAUACUGGCUGACGAGGAGGGUUUCUUUGAGGACCUGGCAGACGGUCUGAGGAAGGCAAAAGUGAUGGUGGCCUUCGUGUCCGAUGAGUACGCCAAGUCCAAGAACUGCCGGAUGGAGUUCCGAUUCGCCGUGUCCACUUUGAGGAUUCCCAUCGUCCUGGCGGUUGUGGGCACCGGCUACGAGUGGGAGCGGUCGGAGGAAGUGCUGGAGCUGAGCCAGAGGAAGUUCCUGCGGCACAUCACGACGUACGCUGACGGCCCCGACUACCCACGUCUGGUGCUCAUCGACUUCAAGAGCCAGGAUCAGCCCCCUCAGAGCAGCCAGUCCAGUGAAGACAAAGAAGCAAAGGAAGCUACUGAAAAGAAAGAAGAAACUCAGAGCGAAGAUGUUGAGAGUGAGAGGAAAGCUGUGGUAGAAGAGAUGGCGACAGAUGCGGAGGGAGUGGAGAAAAGCAACAAGUACUGCUUUAGGCUGCUGUGUGAGCACGAACAGGGAUGGCACGAGAGUCCUCUCGCUGUGGACUUUCCUCACAAAGAGGGUGCUGCCCUAGAUGAGUUCCUCAAGGACUCCUCACCAUACCUGGCCCGCAUACACGCCAUCCUCAAACACACCAAGAUAAACCUGGGGAUCUUGAACACGCCGCAGGGGGAGAGGAUGCGCAGGAAAAUGGAGGAGUGGUGUCCCCGUGCAAACCCAGAUUUUCACAGCGAGUACGGCAUGCUUGUGGACACUGUGUCGGAGAUGGAUCCAAACCUGACCUACGGUGGCCUGAAGAGAUGCCACAUGCCCAACGGUAAGGUGUUGUGGCUGUGUGAGCAGCACGAGGGGUCGUCGUUCACGCAGACGAAAGAGAAGUACAAGGACCAGCUCCAGAUCAACCCAGCGGCCGAAGACAAAGGCCUCGAGAUAGAGCCCGAGAAACCGACCGUGGAGAGGUCUCAACAAGUGGAGGUCUCCCAGGCUGCCCCUGCCGCGGCCAGCAGUAACGUGGUGACCGACCCCCGACCAGACACAGGUGAGAGUUCCGCAACGUCCAGCAAGUCACCGGAGGGCCAGCAGAAAGCGGUCAAACUUAGCAAGACCGCCGGUGCACAGCAGCUGCCCCCUCGCCGGCCUAAGCUGAGUCAACGAAGCAUGUCUGGCAAGAAGACGUCGAGUCAAGCGUGCCGAUUAAUGUAGUCACCCACCCACCCACCCACCCUGUUUUGUUGCUGUCGUAUGCUUUCUGACCAAUGAGGGUGCAAUACGUUUCUUUUACUUUCUCAGACUACUGUCAAAAAUAUAUUUACUUAUUAAUUAUUUGUGGGCGUUCAGAGUCUUCUACUGUGCUCCUCAAAUUACUUCUCCAGUAAGAAUUUUUGUUUCAUUCUUACACAGGGUACAACAUGUAGUACUACUAUGAUUUUGGAAACUUGUUUUGCCAUAUAUUGCUACACUGUAGUACCACUGUGAUGUUUGAAACAUAGUUUUGUCAUAUAUUGCUACACUGUAGUACCACUGUGAUGUUUGAAACAUAGUUUUGUCAUAUUGCUACACACUAGUAAAACUGAUGUUUGAAACUAGUUUUAUCAUAUUUCUGCAUGACUGUACCACUGUGAUGUUUGGACCUUGUUUAGUCAUAAUAUUGCUACACGAUGAUAGUUACACUGUGAUGUUUGAAACUUGUUUUAUCGUAUUUCUGCAUGACUGAACUACUAUGAUUUAAGAACUCGUUUUAUAUCAUAUUGCUUCAUGGUAGUACUACUGUGAUAUCUGAACUUAUUUAAUCAUAUUGCUACACAGUAGUAAAACUGAUGUUUGAAACUAGUUUUUAUCAUAUUCCUACAUGGUAGUAUUACUAUGAUGUGAGGAACUUGUUUUGUCAUAUUGCUACCUGGUAGUACUACGGGGAUGUCUGGAACUUGUUUUCUCGUAUUGCUUCAUGGUAGUAAAACUGAUGUUUGAAACUUGUUUUCUUGCAUUGCUCAAUUUACACAUUCCAAUAUGAUUUCUGCUGAAACUGCAGUUUGCUGUGUCAGUGCUUACUAAUGACGGGUCUUAUUUUUAGACAUUUUGUUACCAUUUUUUUUUUUAGAUUUUACAUUAAUGACAUCUUUAUCCCACACACUGUCGACAUUUCUGUAUUAUUUCCAGUGAAAAUUUUAUCGCUUAAUCCUUUUUUAUCACCAAUGACAAUCAUUAAUUUAUUUUGAGAAAAAA